Penaeus monodon (black tiger shrimp) is the source of this 1500-nucleotide messenger RNA. RefSeq names its product cell wall protein DAN4-like. The record is from RefSeq and is a predicted model, not a curated record. NCBI's taxonomy places the organism in Eukaryota, Metazoa, Arthropoda, Malacostraca, Decapoda, Penaeidae.
GUAUAUAGAUCGUGGAGACGCCGCUGCAGGCAUUGUUUGACGUCCCCGCUGUGACCAUGAAGUUGCUGUUGGCUUUGGUAUUGGUGGGCGCAGUGUCUGCUGUCCCCGAGGAGGACCAUUUCGUCAACCCCGUCAUGCCUGGUCUUGCCGUCAGAGGCGGGACCACAUUCCUCUUCAGCAGCACAGCAACAGUAACUCGGACAAUAGAGACACAAAUCACCACAUUAGCAACGUGCGUAGCUGCCGCCUCCAACCUGCCCACCUGUUCCGCUAGAGCUGAAGCCCGAUUCUUCGCUUUCGUCCCAACUGCUAAUGAGCAAAGGUACGAGUUACAACCUGAAGCCCGCGCAGUAGACCACCUUGAACCGUCUUUCGAGUCUGGUCAAGUAAUUGAUCAUGGCCGCAUCAUCGAGUUUCUGCCGCCGAUCGGCUUGCUGACAGUAGUGACCAAUACAGCUUGGGAGAUCAUGGUCACUGCCACCGUCAGCCAUCCGACAGAAACCGUCACGAUCUCCUUGGCUGGCUGCGUGCCCCAGAUCCUCCCCUUCAGCGUCGCUGCCUGUGUCGCGACGGGCACAUCGCCAGCAUCUACGACCACAAGCGUCACCACGUCCUCAACGCCACCCAUGAGCCCUACUGUAGUCGCAACUGUAACAUCGACUGUAACACGACAGUGACUGCAACAACAAGCACGACCCCAGCAACUUCUACCACGACUCCUCCAUCCGUCGUGACUGUAACAGCGACUCAGACUGUAACAGCGACGGUAAUAUCCAUACCGCCGACGGGUGUCACCACGACUCCGCCCACAACUGCCGCCACCUCAUCAAGCGCGAGCUCAUCGGCCGUUCCAACCGGGGCGACAGACCAUGUUUGCACGCUGGAACUGAUUUUGAAAUAUAAUGAGACAGAGACUUCUUGUUUGGAACCUCAGACUUAAUGAUGGACAUUAUGUAAAUCAUAGAUAUAAAAAACGUGAUGAUUAGAGGCAUUGUCUCACUUUUAUUAAGCGAUAAAAUGUUCGGUCUAUUUGCAGAGUAUUUUGUUUAUAUACAUUGUGUCCUAUAAAGAUUAUCUUCUCCGAUAAAGUAACAAGAGUUAAUACCAAUAAUGUGAUUUUUUUUCAAAAACAUUUUUUUUUGUAAAUAUAUCGGUAAAUAUAUUAGCUUCAAUUUAUGACACUGUAUUGCUUUUGUUCAAUUAAUUUCCAAAGUUCUUCAGUCAAAAGACGUUGCAUUAAACCUGUUGAGCUUGUAAAGAUGGAUUGCCUACACACUGUAUGUUUAAUGCUUUCCUGUAAUUUGGUAUCUCAUGUAAUCAGUAGCAUUGGUAGCCUAAUCUGGAACUGAUAUCAUCAUGUUUUUUUUAUGAUAUUGGUGGUCUUAAAGCUUUUACGAAGUGGUGGAUAAUGAGACUGCUAUACCUAGAGUGACCGUCUUCUUAAUAAUCUAGUGUUCCAUUGGAAGCCCUUUAUUCACAAUAAAUCUGUCAAUUCAUGUA